Molecule: messenger RNA, 1202 nt
Organism: Alexandromys fortis (reed vole)
Lineage: Eukaryota; Metazoa; Chordata; Mammalia; Rodentia; Cricetidae
Product: SHC-transforming protein 1-like
Exons: 1
Biological process (GO): epidermal growth factor receptor signaling pathway; insulin receptor signaling pathway
Cellular component (GO): plasma membrane
Molecular function (GO): receptor tyrosine kinase binding
Source: RefSeq, a predicted model, not a curated record
AGAGAGCUCUUCGAUGACCCUUCCUAUGUCAACAUCCAGAAUUUAGACAAGGCCCGCCAAGCUGGGGGUGGGUCUGGGCCUCCCAAUCCUUCUGUUAAUGGAAGUGCACCUCGAGACCUCUUUGACAUGAAGCCCUUUGAAGAUGCCCUCCGGGUGCCUCCACCUCCCCAGUCCAUGUCCAUGGCUGAGCAGCUCCAAGGGGAGUCCUGGUUCCAUGGGAAGCUGAGCCGGCGUGAGGCUGAAGCCCUGCUCCAGCUCAACGGUGACUUCUUGGUGCGAGAGAGCACAACCACACCUGGCCAGUACGUGCUCACUGGCCUGCAGAGUGGGCAGCCCAAGCACCUCCUUCUGGUGGACCCUGAAGGUGUGGUUCGGACAAAAGAUCACCGCUUUGAGAGCGUCAGUCACCUCAUCAGCUACCACAUGGACAAUCACUUGCCCAUCAUCUCCGCGGGCAGCGAACUGUGCCUACAGCAACCCGUGGACCGGAAAGUGUGAUCUUCAGUUGUCCUGGAUGCCCUCCACCCCUUCAACUGCGUCCUCUAACUCCUGGGACCUAUGUUUGUGCACACCUGAGACAGGGAAUUUUAGUUAGAAACCUGGGGUAGCAUCCUGCUUCUGCCCAAACCUCACCAAAGUAUUAAUGUACAGAGUGGUCCCUUGCCUGGGCCUUGUCUGUGCCAACCUGAUGCCCUUUCCCCCAAAGGGUAGGUUCUUAAAAUGGAAAAAGACCCAGUGGAGCAAUUGCCCUUUGGGGGAAGGGAAGUAAUCAUACCUCUGGUUUACCCCUGGUCUUCAGGGUACCCCAGAUCCCUCUUAACAUAUCCUAUUCCCUAUGCAUCCCUUACAACUUUGUGCCUUUGACUAUCUCCUAGGUCUGAAGAUACUUUAUGCAAAGAGUUCUCAGGCCCUUCGUGUGGAUAAGGGUUGCUGACGCCUUGGCUCUGGAACCCUGUUGUGCUCAGCACCCCUUUCUAUGUUUGGGAAGAAUAGGGGCAGGAGUGGCAGCUAUCUCCUCUGCCUUUUGGUUGUGCAGCCAUUAAGAGAUUGCCCCAAGCUGGGCUUGGUGGCACAUGCCUUUAAUCUGCACUCAGGAGGCAGAGACAAGAAGAUUUGUGAGGCCAGCCUGGUCUGCAACAGAGUUAGUUCCAGAACAAUCAGGGCCAUGUAAAGAGACCCUGACUCCAAAAACCAAAAAGAAA